AUGCCGAAAGAAGACAAUAGCUCGAUUCUCCAUGAAGUCGGCAGUAGUCGGCUUGUCACCAUUCGACGAGCUUUCUUAUCGCAGACGCUUAAGCUGCUUCAGCCAGUGAUGAUUGGUGAAAUUGUUCCAUCUUUCGACGAUGCGAUCACGUUCUUCACACUGGCUGCUAUUGGAGCGAGCGAAAAUGAUACUCACAUCAAACUGCCCCACUGGUUGAACUUCAUGAAGUAUGCGCUAAAAAAGCUCAAUUUAUAUGCUGAAGUAGAACAUCUUGACGAAGAAACGAAAGAAGAGAGGAGAAGACUUUGGUGGUCUGGCUACACGAUUGAUCGACACGUAGCACUUUCGUUCAAUCUACGUCCUCAGACGACAGACCUUGAAUGUCAGAUGCUGCAAAGGCCCUGUCGUGAUGAUGUCUGGGAAUCGGACAUAUUGCUGUCAGAAUAUUAUCAGACUGGAAGGUCGAAUGUCCUAAAAGGUAUCGUCUAUAGUGUGCAAAACCUUGACGUCUUUGGCGUCCUACUGCCUCUAUCAAGUAUGGUCGGAGACAUCCUUGAGUAUCAUUUUCUCCGCCAACAUGCAACCUUCGGAUCUCAUCGCUCAUUCAUGACGGAUAUCCGAAAUAACAUCGAACAGAAUCUUCGCCUCUGGGAUAAGAGUCUUCAAGAUCAUUUGGCAAGAAUACAAAAUCCGGUAAACCCGACGGACAAUGAUGAUGCCGACACAAGACCUCUGAGACCAUUUAAUUACGAUGCGGAAAUGCCAGCCUCGACCUCCUCCAAGGUAGUGCUUUAUGGCAGACACAUCUGGCACUGUCUGCACGUGCUCCUCUUUGGAACAAUGGACUUUGUAGAGAUGUACCGGGACUUGUCAUGGCAGGCUUCAACAGACUUUGUGCAAGCAGGGGAACAUGCGAUCUCAUGCGCCAAACUCGCAGGCUCAAUCCUCACCCUCGAUCCCCGCCUUCACUACAUUUACCGUUUCUUCGGAACCUACCUCUUACAAUCAUCCUUCAUAUUCCUCAUUCUUGCCCAAAAACUCGGCCAAGCAGCAGAUAACCUCAUCCUCGAGAACUGUACCAUCAACCUCCGCGUACUUGAUACAUUUGUCCAAGUCGUUAAUGUUGAGUACCAACGUACUUUUGCGAGGGUGUUGAGACAGACAUUGUCGAAAAGGUUUGAUGAAGAAGGUGGUGGUGGGGAUGGUGGACUGGACCCCGCGUUACUGCAGUAUAGGUGGGUUGCUGGUUAUAAUGGGUUAUGGAAUGGCGAUAUGGCGCUGGGGGCUGCAGGGAACACGGAGGAUGCUUGA
Messenger RNA from Mollisia scopiformis, 1311 nucleotides. RefSeq lists its product as uncharacterized. Gene Ontology annotation, biological process: DNA-templated transcription. Bases 1 to 1311 code for a protein of 436 amino acids. NCBI's taxonomy places the organism in Eukaryota, Fungi, Ascomycota, Leotiomycetes, Helotiales, Mollisiaceae. The transcript is spliced from 4 exons. Gene Ontology annotation, molecular function: zinc ion binding; DNA binding. The record is from RefSeq and is a predicted model, not a curated record.